UCUUCCCGACCGGCGUCCUGGUUGACCAAUACCUGACCCAGAUCACGCGAGUCAGCCAGUGCCUGCGGAGCAGGGCUAGAACGGGGCGGGGCAUGGUUGCUAGGGCCGAGCCGUGGGGUGCCGCGAGAGGCUCCGAGAGAGACUCGGCGGUUGCUAGGACGGGAGGUCACAGAGCGCCGCUCAGGGAUUGGGCAGCGACGGGAGAGGUGGGUGGUGAUUGGGCGGCGCCCGGGAGGCUCCUGGGUGAGGCGCGGGCGCGCGAGCGGGAGUUCCGGCGGAGGCCCGUGCUGAGGGCUGGCGCCUUCACCAUGGCUUCGGCUGAGCUGGACUACACCAUCGAGAUCCCGGAUCAGCCCUGCUGGAGCCAGGAGAACAACCCCAACCACAGCGGGAAGGAGGUGGGGUCUCGACAGCCUUUGGUGAUUCUCUUGGGCUGGGGUGGCUGCACCGACAAGAACCUUGCCAAGUACAGCGCCAUCUACCACAAAAGGGGCUGCAUCGUGAUCCGAUACACAGCCCCAUGGCACAUGGUCUUCUUCUCCGAGUCCCUGGGCAUCCCUUCACUUCGUGUUCUGGCCCAGAAGCUACUUGAGCUACUCUUUCAUUACGAGAUUGAGAAGGAGCCCCUGCUCUUCCAUGUCUUCAGCAAUGCCGGUGUCAUGCUGUACCGAUACGUGCUGGAGCUCCUGCAGACCCAUCGGCGCUUCUGCCGCCUGCGUGUGGUGGGCACCAUCUUUGACAGCGGCCCUGGGGAUAGCAACCUGCUGGGGGCUCUGCGGGCCCUGGCAGCCGUCCUGGGGCACCGGCCUGCGGUGCUACGCCUGCUGCUCCUGGUGGCCUUCGCCCUGGUGGCGGUCCUGUUCCAUGUCCUGCUCGCUCCCCUCACGGCCCUGUUCCACACCCACUUCUAUGACCGGCUACUCGAUGCAGCCUCUCGCUGGCCUGAGCUCUACCUCUACUCAAGGGCCGACGAGGUGGUCCUGGCCAGGGACGUGGAACGCAUGGUGGAGGCUCGCCUGGCACACCGGGUUGUGGUGCGCUCUGUGGACUUCGUGUCAUCUGCGCACGUCAGCCACCUCCGUGACUACCCUACUUACUACACGAGCCUCUGCGUCAACUUCAUGCGCAGCUGUGUCCACUGCUGAGCUCCUUGCCCCACCCACCCAACUCCUCUCUGCUCCAGAAAUAAAUGCCCCACACCUCCCCACAUCCUCUGUCUGUGGGUGGCAGGGCCCUCUUCUGCUUCAACUCCUGACAGCCCUUUGGGACUCUGGUCCCGCAAGUAGAGAAUUCCCAUUGAAUUUUAGCAGCCUCUGCCCCGGGAACUGUUUCUCCCAGGAUCCUAGGUGGUGGGGGUGCCUGGACAGGUUGCCGUAGAAGUCUCGCUGUGGCUGUGUUUGGACAGGUGCAAGUCGGGCUGCGGAUGGGUUCCUAUAGCUUUUAGGCUGGGAGGGUUAACAGAGUGGGGAGGGUGGGGUUGAUGAGGAGCCCCAGGGUUGAUCUUUAACUUCUUGAAAGGUAGGUGAGCUUUGUGUGGAAGUGCUGGAGGACAGGGUCAGGCUGGUGCGGGGGGUGUGACUUCUGCUCCCGCAGCGUGAAGCGCCAUCUGCUUAGAUCUCACUCGGCAGCUCACUUGGAGAGGCCGCUCUCACCUCACUGCCAGAGAGAGGGGAGCUGAGGGUGCAGCGGUGGUGGGCCUGCCUGGGUCCACCACACUUUGCCAGGAAAGCUGCAGGUGUCUAACAGGCAGAUGGAGUGGGUAGGAAGGGAGCAGCGCCACACAGGAGCUGGGACAAGCGAAGUCAGUAGCCCUGAAGACCAGAGCCAGGGCGAGGACUCCUUCAUCUCCUUGAGACCCCCUUGGAUCCUGUCCAGGCAGGAGAGGUGACUUCAGCCUGAGUUCUCGAUCAUCUCUCAUUCUCUCAGUCACUGCUGCACAAUGCUGGCCCAUAGCAGGUACUCAAUAAAUAUGUUGAUUGAAUGAGCUUACUGUGAUA
Messenger RNA from Zalophus californianus (California sea lion), 1997 nucleotides. RefSeq names its product transmembrane protein 53 (gene TMEM53). The coding region runs from base 93 to 1145 and encodes 350 amino acids. Lineage: Eukaryota; Metazoa; Chordata; Mammalia; Carnivora; Otariidae. The record is from RefSeq and is a predicted model, not a curated record. The transcript has 3 exons.